Molecule: messenger RNA, 765 nt
Organism: Colletotrichum orchidophilum
Lineage: Eukaryota; Fungi; Ascomycota; Sordariomycetes; Glomerellales; Glomerellaceae
Exons: 2
Coding region: 1-765 (254 amino acids)
Source: RefSeq, a predicted model, not a curated record
AUGGCUUCCUUCUUCUCCCGGGCCCGGUUAGCGACCUUAUCCAAGUACCUUGCAGGUACCGCCGUCACAGGCACCGCCGGCUUCAACCUCUGGACGCGUCAAUGCGCGUUCGACGACGGCUUCACCCCGGCCCACGACCGCUUGUUCCAGCAUCCGAUUCUCAAAAAGGUCAAUCCGAGGAACAAUCCCGACUUUCACGAUUGCUGCUUCCGCACGGUCCCGUUUGACAAGUUGCGGCCGGAUCUUGUCGAGGACGCGCUGGGUGGGGGCUCGAAGCUCGUCGAGACAUAUUCGGCUGGCGUUUGGGGACGAUAUGGUGAUUCAUGUCUUCAUUUGACAAGCCCGAAACGACGAGGAACUGACUUGAUGGCCCCAGGUUUCAACAUUCAACGCAAGAUCAUGGAAAGGGCUCGUAAAAAUGAGUCGAAUGCAGGGGACCUCUGGGAGAAAGAGGAGCUGUUGAAAAGUACUUACCAAGUCGCUGAUGACUUCAUCGUCAUCGAAAAGUCUCCAAACAGCAUCUUGCUGCGCGGCGGGCUCUCUCCCAGAGUAGCGCCCGAAGGCCCCCGCGAGAAGGACAGCAUCAUCGCCCUCGAUGCAGAGCUCGACACCCAGAAUCGCGUCGUCAAGUUCAAUCUCAAGUCGAUAUUGGUCGACGGGGUGAGCGAAAGUAAAGAUGUUCCAUUCUCUGGGACGGUGGUCUUCUUACACCAGCAGUAUGCCAAAUUGUUGGUGACGGCCGGUGUAGACUACUGUAUUGCAUAA